Molecule: messenger RNA, 1150 nt
Organism: Aphidius gifuensis
Lineage: Eukaryota; Metazoa; Arthropoda; Insecta; Hymenoptera; Braconidae
Product: 5'-deoxynucleotidase HDDC2-like
Exons: 5
Coding region: 236-811 (191 amino acids)
Cellular component (GO): cytoplasm
Molecular function (GO): 5'-deoxynucleotidase activity
Source: RefSeq, a predicted model, not a curated record
GAAGAGAAUAAUAAAAAUAUUUAUGUUAUUGUCAAAUUGUUUAUAAACAAAAUUAUAAUAUAUAAUAUAAUUAUUUCUUUGUAUUGUGUUAUUUAAAAAGUUAUUUUGUGUGUGUAUUGUAUUAUUUAUUUUUAAAUAUUCAUGGUCAUAAAUGUGUGCCAAUUUAAUCAUCAACAAUAACUGACAGUUAAUUAAUUUAUACUCAACUUGACUUAAAUAAAUACAAUAAAUUAAAAUGGAAUUUGCUCAGCUACAUGAAUUUAUGGAAUUGCUUGGACGUUUAAAGCAUUUAAAAAGGACCGGAUGGGUUUUAAAGGACAUCAAGGAACCAGAAUCAAUUGCUGGCCAUAUGUACAGAAUGGCUGUUCUUGCUAUGUUGGUUGAUAACCAUGACAACAUGGACAAAUCAAAAAUUAUUCAAAUGGCAUUGGUUCAUGAUUUGGCUGAAUGUAUUGUUGGUGACAUCACACCACAAUGUGGUGUUCCUGUUGAUGAAAAACAUCGUCGAGAAGAUGAAGCCAUGAUUGAAAUUUGUAAUUUAUUAGGUGACAAAGGUCCUGAAAUGCUUAAACUAUUUCGAGAAUAUGAAUUACAAGAAUCAAUGGAAGCAAAAUAUGUUAAAGACUUGGAUCGUUUGGAUCUGAUUUCACAAGCUUAUGAGUACGAAGUUAGAGACAAUAUACCAGGAAAAUUGGAGGAAUUUUUUGCAAAUUCAACUCAUAAAAUAGAACAUCCAAAGAUUAAAAAAAUGGCAAGUGAAAUUGUUGCAAGACGUAAAUUAUUACAAGAUAAUAAUUUAUUGACAAAUUAAAUAAACAAGUAAAUUAAUAUUGAGCACGUUGUACCGUUAGCUAGCCAAUAUAAUAAAUUUAAUAUUUAAAACUACGUCAUAAUAUUAAUAUAACAAAAAUUUUUAUUUUCUAUAAAUAACAAAUUACCAAGUCUAGUAAAACAAAUAAUAUAAAUUUUUUAAAUUCAAAUGAUUAAUAAAAUACAAUAAAUGUUCAUGACUAGUUUAGCCAAAAAAAAAGAGACAAAUUAAACAAUGGUAUAAAUUAAUUAUAAAGUUAAUAAGACUUUUGUACCUUGAUUAAAACUAAUUAACUAUUUUUCGUUUAAUUAAAAUUCUUUUUUAAAAAAAAAAAAACCU